Messenger RNA from Pelobates cultripes (western spadefoot toad), 7089 nucleotides. The record is from the annotation of a GenBank genome assembly. Lineage: Eukaryota; Metazoa; Chordata; Amphibia; Anura; Pelobatidae.
CCUUUUUAUAUGAAGAAUAAGCUGUUUAGAUUUUUAAACAGUGUAUCUUUUUGUCAGGCUGUUUUCUCGGGGCUAAUCUCAGCAGUUCUGACAUGUCGUUUAUCCACACUUUUAACUCCCAGCAAUGCCAGCUUAGCAAUGCCCCAGAGCUGUAGAAUCAUGCUGCCUCACCCAUGCAGAUGCACUGACUGCAGGAUGAUGUAAGGAGGAGGCUGGCAGUGGUUGCUGUACUGACAGUCUGCAUGUGGCAGCCAGACCCUACAGAUGUAGAGGAAGCACAGAAUCCCAGGCUCAGGCAGAGGUGACGGGAGCCAUUCUCUCUCUUUGCAUCGGAUCAUCUAUUUCCUGACUGUUCUCGGUGAGGCUCUGCAUGCAUUAAAUGCACCGACAAUGCAGACGCAUGGAUCUUGCAGGAUGUUGUGAUUUAUCUGUGCGACAUGCUCAUGGCUGGUUAUUUGGGGAAAGGGGAAGAGUGAAUAUGUGAUUGCUUAUAUAAUUUGUGUUUUAGCAAUUAACUAUAAUUUGAAUUUGGAGAAAUGUAAAAUGUUCUAUUUAAAAAGGCAUGUUUCAAAUGUCCCUGAUAUACAAGAUGACUCAAUAAUAAGCAUCGAAGGUACAGAGUGAGAUGUCAUUAAAAAGGACUCAGAUAAGGUUAAGUUAGAGUUGGAGGAGGAGGUUGGGGUUCGGCUAGCAAUUUAGGGUUGGGGUGGUGUACAGUAGGGGUAGGUAGCCUUCUGCACUCCAGAAGUUGUGGACUUCAUCUUCCCUGAUGCUUUGCCAGAUGUAGUCCACAAUACCUGGAGUGUUGCCUACCCCUGAGGUAAAGCUAGAGGGCGGUAGGGAUAGGGCAAAUCUAGAUCCUCAGAUGAUGCUUUGUCAUUCUAAAGGCAUUCCAAAGGCAUGCAAAGCAUCAUGGGAUCUGUAGUUCCUUAAUAUCUGGAGAUCUACCAUUUGGGCACCCCUGGGAUAUGUUUAAUGUUAUAAGGAACGUAUUGGGGGGGCUUAGGGUUAAAUGGUUACCAGGCUUAGGUCAUCUGACUGUAAUUCCCAUGAUUCCUAGCCAGACACUCCUUAACACUACAUUAUCCAGAUAUCCUUUUUAAUGCCAUGUUUUGUUUUAAUGAUGAUACAGUUUUGGGACGGAAGCGUCAUUAUUACAUCUUCCUUUUUCACUGGUGGGUUUUUUAAAGCAACUUUUAUAAAAGUCAGUUUUUAAAGUGAAAUCAUUGAAUAUUUGGCUUUCUACUAUUGUUAGCUGAUUAAAAGAUAUUUAAGGGUUUAUUGAUUAAACAGUGAAUUGUGAUGAAUGAGAAAUAGAAUUUGCAAAAAUUGGGCCAAUAGUCGCCUGGGAAAAUGUUUCCACUCAUAACUUGUAUAGUUUAUUGUCUGCUUAUUGCAAUUCAUUGCGUUUAUUCCUCACCUGUAUUCCAAAUUUAGAAGCACAGCAGAGGAUUGUGGGAGUUGCAGUCCACAGCAGGGGCAGGCUGCUUGCGAGUAGGAUGUCUCUUCUUUUCAGAUACCUUCACGUCUCUGGGUGAUUUCUUAGAAUAAAAUAAUAUAGUCUAGUUUAUUCACUACACAGCGAAAUGUGUGAAACUGACAUCUAAACUGAAAACUGAAUGCAAAAUAAGCAAGCUGGAAAAAGAUCUCGAUUUCAGCUCUUUUUCGGCCUCAAUUCACCACAAUUCAUUAUACUGUGAAUUCUAGAUAACCGACAAUACCAUGGGAACACUCUAAAACACAGCCGAAUCAGAUCAACUCUCCACCUCAGCUCAGUUAAAAAUCCCAUCAAUAAUAAUUUAACAAAUAAUACCCGUAGUGAAGCUGUGUACGGAUUUGAGCACAGGCGUCCAAAAACAGGACAUCCCAACUCAAACAACGAUUUGUCAAUCUAAAGAUGAUGUCAUUCUGUGCAAUUAUGUCAUCACAGAGCUGAAUUGCUGUGAAUUUCCAAAUUAUUGCUAAUAUAGCCAAGAUCUGACUAUAGCUGAAAUGGAUCAUUUUUCCAAAAAAAAAGCAUAUUUUCCCAUUAAUUUUGUAAUUUUCAAUAAUGUACGCUUUUGUUUUUUGCCGUAAGAAAACCCUGAGAGUUUGCACUUGUGUGAUCAUUAUUUGAUUAAAGUGUAAAAAUGCAUUAUGUUAAAAAUCAAUUAUCCAACUAGUUUAAAUAUUCACUUUGCCAGCUCACCUACUUAACUCCUCUCCUCCCGCUCUGUACUUUCCCAAAAAAACUUUCAGCAUGUAAACACACUAGCUAUGGGCCUCAGGACAUUUGGUGCCUUGUCUUAUGAAAAAAAACAACUUGGUUUAAGGACCCGAGACAGCCCUCUCUAUUUAUCUGGUUUUAAUAUGUCUUCUGUUUUGAUAUAGAGCCAACAUGUAUUGCUGUGUUUUCUCUUCAUUAUGUAUCCUUCUGGAAAUGGUAACAUUUAAUGUUUUUAUAAAGCUCCUGGAAAAUCGAUGGAGACCAUCCCAGACGACGUUCUAGCCCGCAUCCUGGCUGGACUGCCUGCCGAAGAGUUAAUCCUUGUGUGCCGUUUGGUGUGCAACCAGUGGAAAAAUAUCGUGGAUGGGGCUGAUGUUUGGCAAAUUAAGUGUCACCAAGAGGGUUUUACUGAGGCUGUGAGGGAGACGGAGACGGAGAACUGGAAAUCUGUUUAUUUCCUGAACAAAAGGAAGACAAACCUCAUCAAGAACCCCUGUGGGGAAGGUGACAUAACAAUAAUAGUACAUUCAGAGCCAUAUGUGAGAUAGGGAACUGCUUAGCGCCUGUGCCAAACAUUUAUCGCAAUACUAUUUAUUGUGACUCUUAGUUGAAAACUGUGGCCAGGGUCUAAUGACAUCAUUAACAAGAACUGGCCAGGAAAGUUCACAUUUUAGGAUAGCAUAGCGUAGAUGGCCAAACUGGAGGUUAUUUUCAAUAUGACUCUUAUCACUGAAACAUGUAAAUUCUCUGCUUAAAUGAAUGUAUACUUUGAUAUUAAAGUAGAUCUAUCAGUUUUGGGGUCAUCACAGGUUUUACAAACACUUCCCCUCAGGUAACAUGUCAGCGGCUCGGCGAUGAAAGAUCCGUGAAACCCUCCACCAAUCUUGGAGAUGCAAUAAGCAUCGAAUAUUGCACGAGAAGAAACAUUUUCCCACCAUGUGUCACAAGUGAUAGCUAAUGGGCCGUCACAAAGAGAGACGGAAUAGCAUUAAUUAAUAGCUAUGCCAUUUUGCUAUUUACAAUGCACAAAUGAGACAAAUUAGUCGAAAUAUACAUCUUUUGACUGUGGUGGAAUUUCAGUAAAGGUUUUACUCAAUAUAUAUAGGCAGCUUAUUAAAUCUAGGUCACUGUUUUCUAAAAUACCUUCAAUGACUCCAUGUGAUUUACAGAGGAAUAUGAGUUCUGGAACGAUUUACAAAAUGGAGGAGAUGGCUGGAAUAUUGAAGAUCUUCCGGGAGACAGUGGGCAGGACUUUCCUAUCGAAGGAAUCCAGAAAUACUUUGCCUCAUCUUUUGAGUAAGUUUAACACAUAUACAAAAAUAGUCUCUCAAAUCUAGAUACUCAUAUUCUACUCACAGCUAGAUACUCUGUAUCUAAAUGACCCAUAAUGAUUACAACACAUUGAAUUGGUUGUAGUGCAACCAAACCAUUUUGGAGAGGCUGAACAAGAACCCACGUGCUCCCUGUCAUCCGUAGCCCUUAUCCUCUUCAGCCACACUUAUAACGCAGAAUUUCCAUUUCUACAAUAUCUUGUGCAAUUGUAUUCAACCUGGAAAAACUAAACUCAGAAUAGCUCUAUGACCAUUACAAUACUGUUUCUCAAAAAAGUGUGUGUGUGGUCCUUACCAUGAUUCUCCCUUUAAUGAGUAUUACUGGUAAUGGUGAUGGUACCUUUACUUAGGAAAAUAACUAAAAUACACCUAAAGGGGAAAAAUGUUUUGAUUUUCUCUUAACUUGACUUCCUUUUUUAUUAAGUCAGCAUAUCCUAGCAGGGGGUUUACAAAUGAUGAAAAUAUUCACUGCUCACUUAAAGGGUCACUCCAGACCUCUCAACAACUUUAGCUUGGUGAAAAGUUUUAUGUGUGAAGAAUGUGUCUCUUUUCAUUUUGCAAAAAGUGCAGAUUUCAAUAGAAAUGGACACUUUUAUAUAUCAACCUGGUAACACCCCUUUGGCUUUCAAGCAGACAACAGGUAUUGGUACUCCCUGGUUUCGUUAACUCAAUGCAGCUGACCUCAAGAGGCAGCAAUUGCUCAGAGCAUCUGACUUACCAAGACUUCUCAUUGAGCUGCAUUGGGAAGUCUGUGAUUGGACAGCCACAGAAAGUCUGGGCAGGGUUAGAAGGGGAGGGCUUGCAAAGGCAGCAGACAAGAGAACUGCAGGUUUUGAAAGCUGUUUUUAGAUAUAAUGAAACAUGCACAAUUAAAUGGAUGCAAGUUUUUAUUGUGGGCAUAUUUACUACGUUCUAUGUUUCUAUAAAGAUACGGUUUUACUGACAGACCCUGUAAUUGCAGGUGGUGCAGUAAAUCUCAGCUCAUAGAUCUCCUGAAAGAAGGAUACUGGGAGGAAGUGAUGGACAAUGAACAGCCGAACAUUGUGGUCAGCGACUGGUACGUACAUAGGGUUUUUCACCAUCUUGUUGGGCACAGAGAUCAGUGGUUAUAUCCUUUAGAUACUGUUAAGUUUUUUCAAUCCAUUAUUUAGGGUCACUCAUGGUGGGAGUAGGUUACAGUGUAUUCUUGCUCACACCUUGCAGUCUUGCCCCUUCCAGUAAAAUGCUUAUUUGAAUAAAAGUCCUUGCUCUGUAAAACAAAAGUGGAGAGUACAGAUGGCGUGAAUUCAGACUCUGACAGAUUCCUGUUAAAUGGACAAUCAAGGCUCAAAUUAACUCGUUCUUUUUAAUGCUUUGUAUAAAGUGUUCAUUUUUUUUAUUUUGGGGGGCGGGGGGGCUUGGAUGUAGAGAUUUUGUCUUUUAAUUAAAAGCAGCAAGGUGAAUUGUUAGACUUCUACUCACUUAAGAGGUUUGCUUUGCCAUUGGCUGGUGAGCUUACACUUUAAUGCCACUCUUAUUUAAAUGUAUGUUGACAUUUUGGAUAGUGCGCAGGGAACUUUUUGGGUUUUGUAUUGUUUAUAUUUGGGCCAUUGCUGCUGCCCAGUAGUAGUGGAGGUUUGAUUCUGGGCUAAUUUCUGUGGCAUUAAAAUAUUAAGUGACAAAACAAAAAACACUGACCCCAAAGUAAGGACAAUAAUGUCUUCUCAAACAUCUAAAGUUCUUAUAGUAAAACACUGACCUCUAUGGAAGCUCAGUGAAACUCCAACGCAGUCUUGAUCAGUAUUUCACAAAGAAUAUCCCUUUACACAGUACUGAAAAGUCCAAUGGAGUGUUUUCUAUGAACUUGUUUGUUUCCAUGGAGAUUGCAUCACGAUUAGAACUUUGUCCCACCACUGCAGGUAUGCCGCUAGAUCUGACUCCGGAUGCCUCUAUGAACUCUCUGUCCAGCUCCUGUCUGAUACCAGUGAUAUCAUCACAGAGCAUAAAAGUGAAAUUAUCACCAUUCCUCAGGACAACGAUGGCAGCUGGAACCAGGUGAGUGAAAAAUGCUUCAAAGAUCAUGGAGGAGUCUGUGUGAGGAAUUUUUAUGAAUUGAAAGUAAGGUAUUAAAUGGAUUCUUUGAUUAUUACAAAAACAUAAACCCUAAUCUUUAUUAUAAUAUUAAAAAAGUAGUCAAAUGUAUAAAUAGAAUUCUAUUCUCUGCAUUAGAGUCACACACUAAAAUAAAUAAACCAUGUUUAAUUGAAAUCCCUACUGGAACUGAAAAAGAUAAAUUCUUAUCUGUGGUGGUAGUUAGAUAUUGGCUUAAUGGCUUGAGAUAAUAGGUAUGCUAUUUUAGAGGAUGGUAUUAAUGCCUAGACAUCUCUCUGGUUCCUUCCACGUUUUAGAUCAGCCAUACUUUCUCUGGAUAUGGCCCUGGUGUGCGAUUUGUCAGAUUCCAACACGGCGGGCAAGAUUCUGUUUUCUGGAAGGGUUGGUAUGGCGUACGAGUGAGCAACAGCAGUGUCACGAUUGAACCUUAAUGUGUCCUCACGGCACAGACGCUCUUUACCAAAGACUAAAUCCAAUCCGCAAGCAUGUUCAAGCUCAACACAAGAAAAAUGUGAAGUUAUUGGGUGAUAACCACGGAGACCAACGACCCACGAGUUGGUGGCACAAUAAAUUGGAAUCACCAAAUCCAGGUGUUCCAUUAAUUGAUAUUUUGUCCAAACAGGUCGUGAGCCAACAGUAGCAAUUCUAUUAGGUAUUAUUUUAAAAUAGCCCUUUCUUUUAACCCAAAGACAUCCUUUUUCUUACUCUAUUGCCUAAUCUUUAGAUACCGGUGAUGACUAUGCUUCGAAUGAUCAGUGCUAAUUGUAUAGCUAAGCCAAACUGCUUUUAGACUGAAAUAUUAUAUAAGGAUAAUUUAUGGUAGAAUCUAACAAUAAAGGUAUGUAAUAAAAACAAUAUAUUAUUCUUCAAUGCAAAAUAUUCAACAUUUUCUAGGAGAUAUUUAUUUACAUAACUGAGAAUGUUGCCUCGACGCAACUCGAGUUGAAUUUCUGUUGUGUGGAUGAUGUCACAGGCAGUGCCCAAGGACAUAUCAGGAAAAAAUGUUAAAAACAAUAUUUUUGAAAAGGAAUAAAAUACCAUAAUUUGCAAUAAUAAGACAUUUACAUCUCUCUCUCUCAUAUCUCUCAUACAAAAAAAAUCUAUUUAUUUGUUUCCAGUUAGGCUAACAAAAUAUAUACACAGGCUUUGGUGGAGUGAGGACGAGAAUGAAGGAAGCAAACAUUUAAAAUGGAUCAACGUUGUGUAAAAAUGAACUGUGCUUUAAUUACUUCUCAGUAUUGCAUUACAUAUCACAUAAUUUGCUGAAAUAAUAAAGGAGUUAUUUGCCAACCGUUUUAGCACUUUAUUAGUAUAUGCCAUAAGCUGUACACAUCCGUCCAGUUGAUUUAAUGACAGGUAUAGGUGUGUGCAAGGGGUGGAUUAGGUUGCCUUCCCCGUGUGUUUUAAUGAUUUUUAAUGGCAUAAGGUCACAAGUCAGGUAAAACUAUGGGAUUUAUUGUG